GGCUCGGCUCUGAGGACCCAGCUCAGCCAGCUUCUCCUGGCGGCCCCUUCUGCCUGGGCCCAGUGUCUACUCACUCGGCAGCUCUUCUGCUGCCAAGAUGCCAUCACCACGGACAGUGACCUCUGGGCAGGAGCUGCGCAGCCCCCGGGAUCCCGCGGAGCUGCAGACCCCAGCGCGGGGUGCUCGGCGGGCCAGUGGCGGGGAUGCGCCCAGCACUCACCGUGAGGACUUGCGGCCCAGCCUGGGCACCCUUCGGCGGGCCUUCUCCCGCGCGAGCCAGCGGGCCCCGGGCCGGGCCCCUGAGGAGAACCGGCGCAGCUCCCGUUUCCCGUUCCGCUCCCCAUGGCGCGCUGACCAGCCCCAGGCCACUGCUGUGCCAGCGCUCGCCCAUGGCCCGGACGUGCCCUCAAGGGUCGAGGAUGGUGUCAGCCAGCCGUCGUCCACUGGGGUGGGGCCUGAGGAACCGGAAGCUGAGGCAGGCAAAUCUGUGGCCGACCUCAUCACUGAGCGGCAACUGCUGGCGGCCUUCGAACAGCUGCGGCACCUGGAGACGCAGCUAGUGGCCGAGAAAGCCUCGCGCACCUUCGAGCAGGACCCCACGGGCUUCGCGCGGCGCGCCAUGGACGUGUGCCUGCACUAUGACGGACUGGCCGCCGAGAUCGGCUCGAUCGUGCGCGAGACGCUGGGCCCGGACGGCGUGGACGCGGCCGCGCUCGCCGAGCUGGCCCACGUGGUGCGCGCCGAAGAGGAGGCCCACCCCGCGCCACCUGCCGACGGCGACUUCCUGCUCACGCCGCGCCGCUGGCGCCAGCACUGGGAGGACGCGGUGCGGCGGAGCGCACGGGAGCGCGUGCAGCGGGCGGGCGCGGGUGCGGCCCCGGGGGUGGCUGAGGGGUCUCCGGGCCUGGCCUGGCUUCUGGCCGAGCUCGGCGGCUUGGUUCGCCGCGACCUGCAGAAAGUGCAGCUGGAGGUGCGGCCCGCUUACGCGGCUGCCGGCUUCUCGGUAUGGGAAACCUACCUGCGCGCCUUCCACGGCGCGGUGGCCCAGCGCCUCCAGGAGCUUGUGCACGAUGCCCGCGGCUGCGAGGACCUCUACGUCCUACUGGACUGGGCCGCCAAUGUCUACGGCAGUCCUGACUUCCUGGGCACCCCGGACCUAGCUCUGCCCACCGAGCCGCUGCCCCCGCUCCUGGCACCCGAAGUGUGGGCUCGACUGGAGAGCGACUACACCAGCUUCCUCGAGACCAAGAUCACGAGCUGCUUCGAUGGCAUCCUGCAGCUGGAGCAGAGCCGCUGGGCAGCCUCGGAGGCCAGCGACGUGCUGCAAGGCCGGUACCACACGCCGCUGUCCACCGACGUCCAUAUGCUAGUGGCAGAGCACGUGAAGGCGGCCGGUGCCAUCUCCGCGGACCUGGAGGCCACCACUCUGCGGAUCUGUGCAAGGGCGCUCGGCCUCUUCGUGCCCAGGUUCGAAAAGGUUUUUCUGGAGUCAGAGUCGGUGAGUGAGCCGCACCUGGGCGCCAACAUCAACGCCUGCGAGGAGCUCAGGACCAGUCUUCUGGCCAGGUUCCCGGGAACCUUUGAGGAGUUGGAGAAGCCCCUGGUGGCUGCCACCUGCAACUUCCAGAAGCGGCUGCUCCAGGGCUUGCAGCGUGAUGUGCAGCCACUCUUCAAGGUCCUGUGCACCAAGGCCUGGCUGACACAGGACGUGCUGCGGCCCCUCAUGGAGAAGGUGGUCGCCUUUGCCCGCCACCUGGAGCACGUCGCCCCGCCGUGGGCGCAGGAGACCCUGCAGGAGGCACACCGCUAUGUGGUCCGUGAGUACCUGGUGCAGGCGCUGAGGCCACGUGAGCGAUUCCGGGGUGUGGAGCGCUUGACGGGCUCCCAGAAGAUGAGCCUCGACGCCCAGGCCAUUGGCGACACCUUCCAAGGCUUGGGCUCUGAGGCCACGUGGCUGGGCCAAGCUAUCCUAUGCGUGGCUGACAUACUGGGCGAGACUUACAAAGACGACAUCCGGCGGCACCUGGAGACACUCAUCAGGAGCUACCCUGACAUCAGGCGGGACCACGUGCUGGCCAUUCUGGCUCUGCGCCGACUGGGCCGCCGUCGGAACCAGCACCUCUUGCAGCACGCGCAGGACCUGCUGAGGGCUGCAGCCAAGGCAGGGGGCUCCGGGGCCGCUGGGGGCCAUGUGCUCUUCGAGGAGAUUGAGGUGCCCACCUCCGUGGACGUGCUAAUCACCUGCAUCUAGCACUCCUGGGCCUG
Diceros bicornis minor is the source of this 2265-nucleotide messenger RNA. RefSeq names its product exocyst complex component 3 like 4 (gene EXOC3L4). Lineage: Eukaryota; Metazoa; Chordata; Mammalia; Perissodactyla; Rhinocerotidae. Gene Ontology annotation, molecular function: SNARE binding. Gene Ontology annotation, cellular component: exocyst. The record is from RefSeq and is a predicted model, not a curated record. The transcript has 12 exons. Bases 98 to 2251 code for a protein of 717 amino acids. Gene Ontology annotation, biological process: exocytosis; exocyst localization.